AAUUGUUAAGAAUUAUUCUGGAUCCUGGAUCAGGAGUAAACUAUGGAGUAAUUUGAACAAGGAAACUUUAGGGAAUAAUUAACAAUAAAAAAGGAUUGGAGUAAUGAGAGCUGUAUUAGUAACAAGAGAACCCAAAAGAAUAUAGAAAUAGCAGAUAUCAUAGCAGAUUAAAUAUUAAAUAAUAAACUGCAUAAAAAUCAUCGCUUCUGGUCUGAGCUGAGUCUCCAAGGAAGAGUUCCCCCAAAGGACUGAGAACCUGUCCUUGUUAGAGAAGACAUAGCUGGGGUUCACAAGAUGGCAGGGAAGUCACUUGUUGCUUUCCCAGGGAAUGUGCUGGACUUUUGCCUUCUGAGGUCCCAGAAAAAGCCUCAUUUGGAAAGUGUCAAAUGAGAGGCGCACUUAUCAGCAAACCGUCCAGCAGAGUGGAGUCCUAGGGGUGCUGCUGACUGCCAUGGUCCUCAGGAGCCUAGUGCCAAAGAAGCCCUUAGCACUGGAAACAAGAAGCAAAACCAUGACUCCUGUUGUGUCUCAGCAAUUUGUGCUGGCUAUUGGGAAAACAUUAAAGGGCCAGAUAUAUUUUUCUCACAGGCAAAAAGGAAUUUUUCACACAGGAAAGAGCAAUUUUGUAGUGUGUGAAUAAUUGACUACCUUUGAUCUCCCAGACUGUUCACAGAUUUGCUGAUUUGCUAGGAGGCCCACAGGACUCAGCAUAUAUUUAUAGUCUUGGCUCUGAUUUAUUACUGUGAGAGAACCUGAAACAAAAUUAACAAAGAGAAAAAUUGCAUGGGGCAACGUCUGAAGGAAACCAGGUUCAAGCCUCCUGAAGAUGCGUUUCCUUUCUCUCACAACAAUCAUGACAAUAUCCUGAAAUGUCAACCAGGGAAAUUCAUUAGAGUACUGAGGGGCUGACCACUUAGCCAUGUCCUGCCUGGCACAUACCAGAAUUCUAGCCUUUGAAAGAAAAGCAGGUGACCAACAUAUUGUCAUAUUUUCUGUUGUUUGCACAAUAGUGGUCAUGAUAAUGCAAGACUAUGUUUCAGGAUAAAUGAUUUAAUAGAAAAUUAUACCUCUGCUCAUUUUAGGAAGUUUGUGACUUACUGUUGUAUAGCACUUGUCUGAACAUUUGCCAAUCAUUGAGUUAAAAAUAACUGGUUUUAUUUUGCUUUGGGAGAUGUACUAGCAAAAUUUCUAGUUCAGACGUUGAUAAUUCAGAAUAGUGGAUUGCUUUUGUUACAUUUUGUCCUAUUUUUCUUGGACAAUAGUUUUUUAUUCUGUAUUACUUUUCUUAAAAAAAGAGUACAUUCACAUUCCCCACCAAAAUAAACAUUGUUCUCAGAAAAAGUCCUAAAGUAAAUGACAGCUGUCUUUCAUGACAUUUAUUUGUGAAAUAAAAUUGUUUAGCGUCUCACCUUAACAAUCUUUUGUUAAUCUAGUGGCAUUGAAGAAAAUGUAUUUAAAUUGCUAAUGGACGCUGAUUUUUCUAGUUAAAAGAGAAAAAGCAUUCUUGCAGUUCAUUGAUAUUAUUGACAUGUGUUGAGUCUUUCAAUGUGAGAUAUUUUGAGAGUAUUAUAUAAUUUUAGGUUAGCAUUACAAUUUAAGAAAAUGGAUGGUGUAUUAAGUAUCAAACCCAAAGGAAACACCAACUGAGGAAAUUAAUUAGGAGUAUGUUUGGCAUUGAUUCAACAGAUUGAUCAUUGAUAAUUGGAAAUAUUUUAAUAUACAUUGGUAAGUUGGUCUCAAUGAAUUGUGAUUUUUAUACAGUAUAUUUCAUACAAUGGUAGUUGUACCAUAAGAUCUAGAUAGCUCUCUCUUCAAAAUAAAAUGAAUUUAUGUUAACCUUAAACAUUUUAAUUUUAACUUGAAAUAUGAGUGCCAGUCAUUUGACACAUUUAAUUAAGGUGUGGUCCCUUGAAUUCUAGAAUGUCUUUUGCUUAUACCAUACCAAGAAUGAAUAGUAUGAUUUCCUUAAAAUGGACAAUGCCUAAAGAAUGCUGGUAAGUAGUAUGAGUAAAAAGAAUUCUAGCUCAAUUUUGUUCAAAUUACUAGUUUCAGAUACGUACAGAAUUUGAAUAUUUAGAAAUAUAUACAGCAGUUAUGACAUUGCCAUAAAUCUAAGCAGAUGGUUAGGAGCUCUCACCCUGAAUGAACUGGCUUGGGUUCUGCUGAAAGCAAAUGUUAUAGGAGCUACAUGGGUCUACAAACAAUUUAAUAUUUUAAAAAAGGGAAAAGGAGUUCCUCACUAGUUUGAGAAACAAUAUUCUAGAUGGUUUGAUGAGUUUUUCUCUCUAUGAUUUUCUUUUUUUUUUUUUUUUUUGGUACCAGGGAUUGAACUCAUGACCUCACGCUUGCCAGGCAGGCGCUUAUGCCGCUAAGCUAAAUCCCCAGCCCCAACUCCCUAUGAUUUUUUUAUUCUCACAUCUAAUUUAGUAAUAAUUUUUGAAGUGACUUCCUUUGUUUUUUCCUAAAGCAUUUAAUGUUCUUAGACUAAACGGUUGUCUCUUUACAGUCAUGUGUAUUUGCUCCCUUUAAAAAUUAACCAGGACGUGAGUUCUAGUACCAAUGCAUCUGGUACAAACUGGUUUGGCAGCGAAUAUGACUGACUCUCAAAGGCCAUUCCUCUCAACUGUGGAGAGAAAGAAAUGCAGAAUGGGCUUCAGAGAUGAAGCAGCUGGGUAUUUUCAUAAAGCAGUGAAGCUAAACCCUGAUUUCAGUGAUGCAAAGGAGAAUUUUUAUCGCGUUGCAAACUGGUUGGUGGAACGCUGGCACUUUAUCAUGCUUAAUGACAGCAAGAGGAAUAUGAUUUAUAAUGCAGCAAUCCAAAAGGCAGUGUGUUUGGGAUCCAAAACGGUUUUGGACAUUGGAACAGGAACUGGAAUUCUGAGCAUGUUUGCUAAGAAAGCUGGAGCUCAAUCAGUGUAUGCCUGUGAAGUAUCCAAAACAAUGUAUGAACUUGCCUGUGAUAUAGUGGCAGCAAACAAGAUGCAAAAGGGGAUACAGCUCCUACAUAUGAAGUCACUUGACAUAGAAAUCCCAAAACACAUUCCUGAAAGAGUGUCCCUAGUUGUAACAGAAACUGUCGAUGCAGGUUUAUUUGGAGAAGGAAUUGUGGAGAGUUUGAUUCAUGCAUGGGAGCAUUUACUUUUGCAGCCAAAGAUUAAAGGUGAAAGUGGUAAUUGUGAGAAGUAUGGGAAAGUUAUACCAGCAAGUGCUGUUAUAUUUGGGAUGGCAGUAGAGUGUGUAGAGAUAAGAAGACAUCAUAGAGUGGGUAGUAAGGACAUUGCUGGCAUCCAUUUACCAACAAAUGUGAAAUUUCAGAGUCCUACCUAUUACUCAAUAGAUACUGAAGAAGCAGUAGAACCUUAUACAACUGAAAAGAUGAGUCGAGUUCCUGGAGGGUAUUUGGCUCUGACAGAAUGCUUUGAAAUUAUGAAAGUAGAUUUCAACAAUCUUCAGGAAUUAAAAAGUCUUGCAACCAAAAAACCUGAUAAGCUUGGUAUUCGUGUUAUUAAAGAGGGUGUACUAGAUGCCAUUAUAGUUUGGUUUGUGCUCCAGCUUGACGAUGAGCACAGUUUGUCCACAAGUCCUAAUGAGGAAACAUGUUGGGAACAGGCUGUUUACCCUGUGCAAGAACUUACAGAUUAUAGGGUAAAGCCUGGGGACCAUGUAACAAUGGAAGUAUCUUGUCAAGAUUGUUACCUAAGAAUCCAGAGUAUCAAUGUUUUGGAUUUGGACCAUGAAAUGGAAGUUUCAAAAAGUUGUGCCAAGGAUAAAGACUUACUAUCUUUAGGAAAUGAGGCUGAACUCUGUAGUGCCCUGGCUAACCUUCAGACCAGUAAAUCAGAUGGGGUGGAGCAGAUGUGUGUGUUGGAAUCUACAGAAAUUGCUUUACUUAACAACAUCCUGUAUCAUGAAAGCUUUAAAAUGGCAAUGAGAAAAGUGUUGUCUUCAUUGACCCCAGAGAAAUUGUGUCAGAGCACGGAUACUCACUGUGAGGAUAAUGAAAUGAGCUCUGAAACGUCUCUGAAACAGAGAAGCCCCGAACCUUUCUAUGUGUUGGAUGUGUCUGAAGGCUUCUCUAUUCUGCCUGUAAUUGCUGGCACACUUGGGCAGGUGAAGCCUUAUAGUUCUGUGGAGAAAGACCAACACCGGAUGGCUCUGGACCUCAUUGCUGAAGCCAGUCACUUUCCUAAAGACACCCUUGAGUUUUGGCUGAGACAUGUGGAGGAUGAAUCUGCUGUCUUGCAAAGGCCUAAGUCAGACAAAUUGUGGAGCAUAAUUAUAUUGGAUGUCGUUGAGCCUUCUGGGCUCAUUCAGCAGGAAAUAAUGGAAAAAGCUGCAAUAUCCAGGUGUUUACUGCAACCUGGAGGGAAGAUCUUUCCUCAGUAUGUGCUGAUGUUUGGGAUGCUUGUGGAAUCACAGACACUGGUGGAAGAGAAUGCUGUUCAAGGAACAGAAUGUACUCUUGGGUUGAAUAUAGCACCUUUUAUCAACCAGUUCCAGGUGCCUAUACGUGUAUUUUUGGACCUGUCCUCAUUGUCCUGUAUACCUUUAAGCAAGCCAGUGGAACUCUUAAGACUAGAUUUAAUGACUCCAUAUUUGAACACGUCCAACAGAGAAGUAAAGGUACACAUUUGUAAAUCUGGCCAAGUGACUGCUAUUCCGUUUUGGUACCACAUGUACCUUGAUGAUGAGAUUCGGUUGGACACAUCAAGUGAAGCCUCCCACUGGAAACAAGCUGCAGUUGUCUUAGCGAACCCUAUCCGGGUUGAAGUGGGUGAGGAACUUACUCUUAGUGUUCAGCAUCACAAGAGCAAUGUCAGCAUCACCGUCAAACAGUGAAGAACCACUAUCUACUAAAAACAUCAUUUAGAGCAUCAAGUACCAUUCUUGUUUGAAGUUUUGGGCUUGUAAUUAUAGAUGUAUAAAAUCUUAAUUCUUUAAAAUGAUCAAAUAUUUUUCAAAUGUGACAUUAAGAAAGGAUAUUCAAAAGAUUCUAAGUUAAAGAGUAGCAUUAUUUUUGUAUUACUGCUGCAAACUUGCUUUCUGGGAAAGAAUACAUCAUUGGUUUUUUUUAAAUUAGGAAACUAUUUUUCUUUAUAGAGAUUUUAAACAUCAACCCCAUGGUUGUGUCAAGUAAAGCAAUAAUUUAAUGUUUUAGGCAUCUUGACUCAUCAUUGGGAAACACUUAAUAGUAGGCCUCCACAAAAGACUAAGCAUUACUGUAAAUCCCAACCCUACUUCUUUUAAAUACUAAGAGAAUACUUAAAGAUUGAAAGUUAGGAAACAAAUACAUCAUUAGGAGGCAUUUUUUUCCCUGAUCUGUUUCAGUAAAUAAAAAUUAGAAAGCUGACAAAAUUUAAACAUUAAUUCUAAACCAGUAUUAUUGUUUUGAUUUGGAUGCACAGUAAGAAAGAAAUCCCACUUUAAUAAGUAGACUUUUGAAAGAGGGAAAUGAGAUUUUCAAACCUUUUAUAUGCUGUUUUGUCUAUUCUUACUGUCAGUAUUACUACACUACUCAGCUUGAUUUAUUUUUUGUGUGGUUUUUUUUUCUUUUUUUGGUACCUGGAAUUGAACUCAGGACCUAGCAUUUGACAUAUAGGUGCUAUGCCACUGAUCCAUAUUCUUGGUCCCCAGCUUUUUUUUAAAAUAAAUUUAAUUGUUUAAGAUGUACAACAUGUGUUAUAAUACACAUGUAAAUAAAAAGAUUGUGAUAAUGAAGUUAACAUCUAUCAUAAUAUAUACAUUUUUAAAAUUUUUUGUGGCAAAAACAGCUAGCAUUUAGCGUAACUCUCACAGUAUUUUAUUACCUGUUAUCCUUUGUCUUACUUUUCUCGUUGCUGAGACAAAAUACCCAACAUCCAAAGUUAAAAGAGGAAGGUUUAUUUAGCUUGUAGAUGUUUCAGUUCAGUUUGCUGGCUCCAAGGAAGGGUGGCAUGGCAGAAAGGCUUUGUAGAGGAGAAACAUUUCAUGGCAGGCAAGAGGCAGCAACGACAAUCAAUGACCCUCUUUCUGUUCCUUAUAUAUUCAGGCUUCCCACCAUUCGGAUGGAUACCACUCAUACCCUGAUCCUAGCAUCACAUCCUUAAUCCCAGCAUCACACAACCUAGAUCAGCCACCUCUGAAAGUCCCCUGUAUGACUGCAUGAGGCUUUGUGGGAAUACCAUAACAUCCUGGUUUUAUACACUGAUCUUUAGCCUACAUACCUGCUUUGUAUUUCUGAUGUAUAACACUACAUUUCCUACUCAUUGCCAGUAACUUUUCUCGGCCAGUGUUUUGUUUUCUAUCUUUGUAUAUUUCAAUUUCCCAAUGACAAGACUGCAUUCUCUUUUAAAGAAUGAAUGUUUUAUUAUAUAUAUAUAUAUAUAUAUAUAUAUAUAUAUAUAUACUGUAGUUUUUGAAUAUAUUUAUCCAUGGAUGGAUGCCUAGGUUUUUCCAUACCUUACCUGUGUUAAAUAGUGAUACAUGCAUAUGAAGUGCAGGUACCUUUAUAAUGUGGUGAUUUCAUCUCCUUUGAGUGUAAGUCCAUUUUUAUAUUUAGAAAGCUUUGUAGUUUUCAUAAUGACCACUAGUUCCAUCAGCAGUGUAUAGGAGUUCCCUUUUCUCAACACCUUUUGCAGCACUGUCUUUCAGCUUUUUAUAAUAGCUAUCCCAACAGGUGAAGGAGGUAGUAUCUCCUAGUAGUUUUGAUUUGCAUUUUUUUGAUGAUUAAUGAUACUGAACAUAUUUUCAUAUACUUGUUCAUUUCAUGCCUUUUGCCAUUUUUAACAAAAUUGUUUUUCUAUUAAGUUGUAUGAAUCCUUUAUUAGUUUUAUAUAUUAACUUAUUAUAUUGCUUGCAAAUAUUUUCUCCCAACUUGUAGAUUGCUGUGUACACCAUUUUAGCAUGAGGUAUGGUUUCCCUCAGUGUCUGUAAGGGAUUGGUUCCAGACCUUCCCUUGUAAAUGAAAAUCUGUGGAUUACUAUUUGUAUAAUCCAAAUUACCUUUAGUUAAAACAUCUAACAUUGUGUAAAUAGUUACACUCUGUUAUGUAGGCAAUGAUGAAAAACUAAAUGUUCAGUACAAGAUGCUUUCCCCCAGCCCCACAUAUAUUCCUGGUCUAGAGUUGGCUGAAUAUUUACGUGGAAUGAUGAAUGAAGCUUACUUUAGUACCAUUUAUUUCUGUUUCUGUGGCUGAACUUCUGUAUAGUAUCUUAGAAAACCAUCGCUAAGGCCAGUGUCCAGGCCCUUCACUUCUGUGUUCUUGUCUGGGAGUUUGUUUCUGCUCUUUUAAUUUAGGGCUUUUUUAUACUGAGUUGACUUUUUUUUUUUUUUUUUUGGUGUACAAGAGUCCAGUUUUAUCUCUUUUACAUGUGGAAAUCUCUUUUUUAUACUGAGUUGACUUUUUUUUUUUGGUGUACAAGAGUCCAGUUUCAUCUCUUUUACAUGUGGAAAUCUGGUGUUCCAGCAGAAUCUUUCUUUUUUUUUUUAAUUACUGGUAACAAUUUCAUUAAAGGUAGGAAAAGAUACAGGCUCGGCAGAGUGAGUUUAGGCCAAGUAAAAGUAGGAAAAGGAGAAUGCCAUGUAGCAUUGAGGCUGGGCCAUCAUGCAGCAGAGAACACAGUGGCCUCUUGGCAUAACUGUUUUGAAAAGACUGUCUUUCCUGGGUCUUCUUGGUGUCUGUGUCAAACAUUAUUUGACCAUUCGUGUUUGGUUUUAUUUCUGGACUUUUGCCACUGGUCCUUGUGUUUUUAUGACAUACCAUAGUAUUUUGACUACUAUGGCUUUGUAAUAUAAUUUCAGUUUUUGAGCUGAUGUCUGACUUUGUGACCCAGGUUGAUCUUGAAUGCUUGGGCUCACCUGAUCUUCCCACCUGUCUUCUAAGUGAGCUGGGUCUGCAAACUUGUGGGCCACACACUUAGUUCAUAAUAUACUUUUAAACAAGGAGAUGUGAUUGUUCCUGUUUUUGUCUUAGAAUUGUCUUGAGUAGGUGAAUUGUAGGAUUUUUUUUUUCUUUCUAUGAAGAAUGCCAAUUUAGACUUAGCAGAGACUGCACUGAAUUUGUAUUCUUCCAAUUCACAGACACAGGGUAUCCUUCCAUUUGUCUUUUCUUUGUCUUCAAUUUCAGCAGUUUUAGUUUUUCAGUGUUCAUGAAUGUCUUACAGUUUUAACUACCAUCUCAAUUAAAUUUAUUCCUAAGUAGUUCAUGAUGCCACCAUAUGGGAUUAUUUUCUUUUUCUUUCAGUUAGGUUGUAAUUUGUGUAUGAACCAUGCUACUGAAAUUUAUAUCUUGCAACUUUACUGAAUUCAUUUAUUGUUGUUACACUUUUCUGUGGGAUCUGAGUUUUUAAAAAUACAUAUUACCCAGCUUUACUUUCUGUAGAAAUGUUUAUAAUACUGGACAAAAUAAAUUCUGUACCUUAAUUACUAUGAUCACAUAUAUACAUAUAUGAAAUGCAUGUAGGUGUGCACAAAUAUAUAAAGCAAAAGUUUUGAGAAACACCUCAUCCUUGCCAUUUGCAACAUACUAUGUCAUUUUCUUUUUUAUAAUAAAAUAUAAAAAUGAUUCUAAA
Molecule: messenger RNA, 8549 nt
Organism: Cavia porcellus (domestic guinea pig)
Lineage: Eukaryota; Metazoa; Chordata; Mammalia; Rodentia; Caviidae
Gene: Prmt9
Product: protein arginine methyltransferase 9
Exons: 11
Coding region: 2560-4839 (759 amino acids)
Biological process (GO): peptidyl-arginine methylation
Cellular component (GO): nucleus
Molecular function (GO): protein-arginine N-methyltransferase activity; protein binding
Source: RefSeq, a predicted model, not a curated record